GAUUUCACACAGAUAUAUAAAGUAGGGGAACCAAAACGUAGUGGACUACGGGUUUAUUACCAUUUCGAAAGCUCUACAGUAGACUCAUACACGGUGUAGAUAUAAGUGACAUGUCCUGUUCAGACUAAACCCCAGACGCAGAUCAGUGCAUUUCCCGCAAACUUGCGCUUUUCGUGGAUUCAGUCGACUUUCUUGGAUUUUUGCAUGUGAGAUAUCGGUAUUUUUAUAUCCACUUUAGCCUGAUCUUUAUUUUUAUGUCUUCUGGAUAGCGUUGUGUGUCGCUGUAUAACUUAAAAACCUCCGUUUUUCGCUUUCGCUUUUCUCUCGGUAUCUAUAUCGAUGUUAAAGACGUACACUAAAUGAUUUUUUUUGGCAGAACAUAUAUGUGUUUUCCUUUUUUUUCUCAGAGGAUAAUUUCCCUUUUUAGGAUUUCAUUUUAACAGGAGUUAUGAUACUCAGGACCAUUCAUAUCUUGCUCCCAAUGCUGUUACUGAGUACAACAGCAAUACCACAAGGAGGCCAAGUGGACGAUGAAUCCAGUUUUAACUUGUUUGAGAUGAGCAACAUCACCAGAAAGACAAUUGGUGCUAAAGUCUUCAAGGCCCAUGACUGGGAUUCUCCAGCAUACCGCUUCAUACGCUUUGACCACAUUCCUCCAGUCAGCUCCCCAGUCCUCCAGCAUCUCCUAAGUCAGAUCCACAACAACAAUGGCUUUGUGUUUAUGGCUUCCAUACGUCAGGAUCGGUCUUCUCGUGGUACCCUUGUGAGCUUAGAGGGGUCUGAUAGACAUCGAUAUUUCGAGAUCAUCUCUAAUGGACGUGCCAACAGUCUGGACCUAGUCUACUGGAUAGAGAGCACUCAGAAUAUAAUAUCAUUUGAGGAAGUGGAUCUAUCAGACUCACAGUGGAAGAAUAUCACAUUGCAUGUGCAUGGAGAGAAUGCCAACCUCUAUGUGGACUGCAGCCUCAUCGAUAGCCUCACCUUGGAUGAGUCUUUUUAUGAGCACUUGCAAGCCAAGGGCAGUCGCAUGUAUGUGGCAAAGGGAGCAAACAGGGAGAGCCAUUUCAGGGGUUUGUUGCAGAAUGUUUAUUUCAUCUUUGACACACCCAUUGAAGAUAUUCUGAGAAAAAGGGGCUGUGAGAUUCCCAAACCUGUUGACAACUACAUGGUAAGCGAAGUUGAAGACAUCAUGGAAGUCAGUCAAGCCAUCUCCACUAACUUUAUCAGGCAAAACAUGGAGGAAGUGGACAUUUGUGAGCACUCCUGUGAGCAGCUCAGCUCCAUGGUACAGGAGCUGAAGGGACUCCGCAUAGUGGUCGGAAACCUAAUGGACGGCCUACAGAAAGUGGGUGAGGAAAACACAGUCAUGAAGAAAGCUCUGGGCAACUUGAAGAAUACCAAACACAACCGUAUGUGCUGGCAAGAUGGCCGCUUGUUUGAAGAUAAAGAGGACUGGGUGGUGGAUAGCUGCACCAAAUGCACUUGUCAGGAAUCGAAGGUUGUGUGCCACCAGAUUACUUGUCCUCCUGUGGCCUGUGCCAUUCCUGUUUUCCUGGAAGGAGAGUGCUGUCCAAUGUGUUUGCCCAAAGACAGUGAGGACGGUUGGUCACCCUGGUCUGAGUGGACAGAAUGCACAGUCACAUGUGGGACAGGCACCCAGCAGAGAGGCAGGUCAUGUGAUGCGACCAGUAACCCCUGUAAUGGUCCUUCUAUCCAGACGCGCACAUGCAUGUUGGCUAAAUGUGACAGCAGAGUUCGUCAGGAUGGGGGAUGGAGUCUGUGGUCUCCUUGGUCAUCGUGUUCAGUAACAUGUGGUGAAGGCCACAUUACCAGAAUCCGCCACUGCAACUCUCCAGUGCCCCAGUUAGGGGGGAAGGAAUGUGAAGGAAGUGGCAGAGAGACCCAACGUUGUGACACCAAGCCCUGCCCUAUUGAUGGAAAAUGGGGCCCAUGGUCCCCGUGGGCAGUAUGUUCAGUGACAUGUGGUGGAGGAGUGCAGAGUCGAAUCCGUGUGUGUAAUAGCCCUCCUCCACAGUAUGGAGGAAAACCGUGUUCAGGAGAAGCUGAACACACAGGGAUAUGCAACAAGCAGGACUGCCCUGUUGAUGGCUGUCUAUCUAAUCCCUGCUUUGGAGGGGUGGAAUGCACCAGCACACCUGAUGGCUCAUGGGAAUGUGGGCCUUGCCCCACUGGUUUCAAAGGAAAUGGAAUAUUUUGUGAAGAUGUCAAUGAGUGUGAUCUGGUGCCUGAUGUAUGCUUUAAAGUCAGUGGAAAACAGCGCUGCGUGAACACUGACCCAGGAUUCCAUUGCCUUCCUUGUCCUCCUCGUUACAAAGGCAACCAACCGUUUGGCAUGGGAAUGGAAGUAGCCAGGAACAAUAAGCAGAUAUGUGAACCUGUAAACCCUUGCAAGGACAAGACCCAUAGUUGUCAUAGGUUUGCUGAGUGCAUCUACCUUAGCCACUUCAGUGACCCUAUGUAUAAAUGUCAGUGUAAGAUUGGCUAUGCUGGAGAUGGGUUUAUCUGUGGAGAAGAUUCUGAUCUGGAUGGUUGGCCUAACCAGAACUUGGUGUGUAGAGCUAAUGCCACCUACCACUGCAAGAAGGAUAAUUGCCCCAGCCUUCCCAAUUCUGGCCAGGAGGACUUUGACAAGGAUGGCCAAGGAGAUGCAUGUGACAAGGACGAUGACAACGAUGGAAUCAUGGAUGAACGAGACAACUGCCCUCUGCUGUUCAAUCCCAGGCAGUUUGAUUAUGAUAAAGAUGAUGUGGGUGAUCGGUGUGAUAACUGCCCAUAUGACCACAAUCCAGCUCAAAUAGAUACUGAUCACAAUGGGGAAGGAGAUGCCUGUGCUGUGGACAUUGAUGGGGAUGGCAUCCUAAAUGAAAAUGACAAUUGUCCAUAUGCAUACAACAGUGAUCAGAAGGACAGUGAUGCAGAUGGAGUGGGAGACCAGUGUGACAAUUGUCUUUUGCUUCCUAACCCUGAUCAGCUUGAUGCAGAUAAUGACCUUGUAGGAGAUCAGUGUGACAACGGUCACGAUAUUGAUGAGGAUGGCCAUCAGAACAACCUGGACAAUUGCCCUUACAUUCCUAAUGCCAACCAGGUAGAUCAUGACAAGGAUGGACAAGGAGAUGCGUGUGACUUUGAUGAUGAUAAUGAUGGAAUUCCUGAUGACAAAGACAACUGCAGACUGGUAGCCAACAAAGAACAGUUGGACUCAGAUGGUGAUGGUCGAGGUGAUGCCUGCCAGGACGAUUUUGAUAAUGACAGCAUCCCUGACAUUUUAGACAUGUGCCCAGAGAACAAUGCUAUAAGUAUAACCGACUUCAGGAAGUUCCAGAUGGUGCAUUUGGAUCCCAAAGGGACCACUCAAAUCGAUCCCAACUGGGUAGUCAGGCAUCAGGGCAAAGAACUGGUCCAGACUGCCAAUUCAGACCCUGGAAUUGCAGUAGGCUAUGAUGAGUUCAAUGCUGUGGACUUCAGCGGCACCUUCUAUGUGAACACAGACAGAGAUGAUGACUAUGCUGGCUUUGUGUUUGGUUACCAGUCAAGUGGUCGUUUCUAUGUGGUUAUGUGGAAACAGAUCACCCAAACAUACUGGGAAGAGAAGCCAUCAAAGGCCUUUGGAAUCUCAGGUGUCUCCCUCAAAGUGGUUAACUCUACCACAGGCACAGGGGAAAACUUACGCAAUGCCCUCUGGCACACCGGUGACACCCCUGGCCAGGUUCAAACAUUGUGGCAUGAUCCUAAGAACAUAGGCUGGAAGGACUAUACUGCAUAUAGGUGGCAUCUCAUUCAUAGACCUAAGACUGGAUUUAUCAGGGUUGUAGUAUAUGAAGGGAAACAGAUCAUGGCAGACUCAGGGCCAGUCUUUGACAAGACGUUUGCAGGAGGAAGACUGGGAUUGUUUGUCUUCUCGCAGGAACUGGUGUUCUUUUCUGACCUUAAAUAUGAAUGUCAAGAUAACUGAACAAGGCAAGUCAUGGUUACUAAGGAUUACUUUCAGCUCAAUGAAAUGCCUGUAUGUGAAAUGAAAUGAAUUUCGAUGGAACGAAAAUUCACACAGGACAUGGAAAAUAGCACCACUUUUACACCUCCUUUACAACCUCAAAAUCAACACCCAUAAAAAAAUACAAUCAUUUUUCUCACACCAGUCUUGAGCACAUGAAGCAUUUUUGUUUUGUUUUAGAUCUAUUUUUCUGUGCUAUAUGGUUCUACGUGCCACUGAAAACAAAACAUAUAAAUAUGCUUUCAUGUUGUAUUCACAAUAUGUAUCAUUAAAUUAUUCAUAAACUAGUCAUCUAAUAAACACCUGAAUAACACUUCAAAUGUGUUUUUUUUUUCUCGAGUCAGUGUUAUGUUUAGACGUUCACUUUCCCAGCAGGAUAACUGCUUUGUGAGAUUUUAUUAAUCUCAGGGGCAAAUAUUCAAUAGCCUUUUGAGUUUAUAGUGCCAUCGAGGUGUCAGGUUUUUCUGUCUGCUCAAGCAAAUCACUUUUAUCCGAUCAGCAAAUGUAAUCAGUUUUCAUUCAGUUUACUAAAGCAGUCACCCCACUACUCACAAGAUGUUUUUGUUAGGGUUAAGGUUUUGUCUUUCCUUAGUUUGUAGUUCACAUUGUUUAUUCUGUAAUUUUGGGAGCAUAUACAUUUUAGUAAGGAAUAGUGCACUUUGCAAUGGAGAUGUUAAUAUUAAGAUGUAUUUUAUUUUUUAAAUCAUAACGUGGCAAUUUCACAUGUCAAGAUGUUGCUUUCAGCACAAGUGGGUUGUUUAUAAUUAUUUAUUUGUUUACACUGACUACAGAAUUUUGAUAGUAACUAUUAUUUUCUUUCUUUCUUUCUUUCUUUCUUUCUUUCAAAUAUGCAUUAAACAGUUCUAUGUAUACGCACCAUUAUUAAGCACUUGAUAAGCAUGUCCACCACAGUGUGAGAUUAUCGUUUGCCGUUAUGUGUUAUUUCUUGGAAAACUUUUACAGUCUAACUAUAUUAGGAUGCACACUGUGAGUGUUUCACUGGCAUCUGUUCCUAGUAAUAAACCAGAGAUUGAAAUUA
Molecule: messenger RNA, 5051 nt
Organism: Hemibagrus wyckioides
Lineage: Eukaryota; Metazoa; Chordata; Actinopteri; Siluriformes; Bagridae
Gene: thbs2a
Product: thrombospondin 2a
Exons: 22
Coding region: 449-3973 (1174 amino acids)
Biological process (GO): negative regulation of angiogenesis; cell adhesion
Cellular component (GO): extracellular region
Molecular function (GO): calcium ion binding; protein binding
Source: RefSeq, a predicted model, not a curated record